Carassius carassius (crucian carp) is the source of this 2213-nucleotide messenger RNA. RefSeq names its product probable G-protein coupled receptor. The transcript is spliced from 2 exons. Gene Ontology annotation, cellular component: endosome; signaling receptor complex; plasma membrane. Lineage: Eukaryota; Metazoa; Chordata; Actinopteri; Cypriniformes; Cyprinidae. The coding region runs from base 682 to 1968 and encodes 428 amino acids. The record is from RefSeq and is a predicted model, not a curated record. Gene Ontology annotation, biological process: G protein-coupled receptor signaling pathway. Gene Ontology annotation, molecular function: G protein-coupled receptor activity.
GAAUGAAUGUAGGAAUGGUUUGGUCAAGCUACAAUAGACCAUAAAAAUGUCUUCUUGUUUAAUGGUGUGCAGUAGGACCUAGGGGAUGACUGCCACUCUGGAGGACAGAGGAGUAUGUGUCUGUUUAAAAGAGGAAGAAAAAAAAAAUCCCAGAGACACAAUGUGUGACAGUUACAGCCCUUCACAGGAAAGGACACGGUAUGGGAGAACAUCCUGACGGACCCCGGCCUAAGUACGUGAAUACUGAUCAACAUCACUGGAAAUAGGAAGAGCAGGUGGGACCAUAUCCCUUCACCUGUUUUUUGUUAGAUGGAAAGGGCAGCAUAGGGACACCUGAAUGAGCUUCGCUCCUUGGAGCCGAGACCUUCCUGGAUGAUAAUACUUUUAAGGGAUCAUGAUACACUUUGGUUGUUCUCCACUGAAAACACCUGAGAUGCUGAGUGUUGAAACACUGGCCUCCUGUGGGAUUGCACUGCACUUGUUUUAAUGCAGGAGGAAAGUUUCCACACAUGUGAAAAAUGUCCAGAUGUUAAUAUCUCGGGUCUGAUUGGAGAUUUAUCAAAAAAAGCAAAGAAGUCCCUGAAGUUGACAGAGAUGGUCUCAACGCAAAUGCAUGACACACAGAAGAGAAAACAACAUUUAAGCAUGGAGAAGCUCAGUUCCAUAUCAAACCCGUGAAGCAUGGAGAAAGCCGUGCCAGGUCUGAUGCUGGGUCUCCUGCCCAAUCACACAACUCCAAAUGACACAGCCAGCCAGCGGAGCACAACCAAACCUACCCCUCCCAGUAUGGAGGAGGUCAUCCACUCAGAAUCCCAGAUUAAGGAUCUUGUUGGGCUGUUUUGCAUGGUGACCCUUAACCUGGCAGCCCUAUUGGGCAACAGCGGAGUCAUGGUGGCCAUUGCCCGAGCUCCACACAUGAAAAAAUAUGUGUUUGUCUGUCAUCUUUGUGCAGUUGACCUGCUUUGUGCUAUAUUGCUGAUGCCUCUUGGGAUAGUAUCUAGCUCUCCGUUCUUCAGCACUGUAGCAUUUACUGUUCUGGAGUGCCAAGUGUACAUCUUUCUAAAUGUGUUCCUCAUCUGUGCCUCUAUUCUUACAGUGACUGCGAUCAGUAUUGAACGCUAUUACUACAUUGUCCAUCCUAUGCGAUAUGAGGUAAAGAUGACUCUAAAAGUGGCGCUUGGUGUUAUGGUCUUCAUUUGGGUCAAAUCCAUCCUGCUGGCAUUGGUUACGCUUCUUGGUUGGCCAGCGUAUGGGAAUCAGAGCUCCAUUGCAGCAGCCCACUGCUCUUUACACUGGAGCCACAGCCGUCUUAGGAAGGUUUUUGCUAUUCUCUUCAGCGUGCUUUGCUUCCUGGUUCCCGCUGUUGUGAUUUUUGCCGUAUAUUGCAAUGUAUACAAAGUUGCACGAACGGCAGCACAUCAGCAUGCACUGGUGCCCAUCUCGAUGGGCAACCAGGCUAAGCGUCGCUCGGAUUCCAUUAACAGUCAGACGACUAUCAUCACCACCACUCGCAGCCUCCCCCAGAGAUUGUCUCCUGAGAGAGCUUUUGGGGGAGGAAAGGCUGCUAUCACCCUGGUUGUCAUUGUAGGCCAAUUUCUUAUCUGUUGGCUCCCAUACUUCAGUUUCCACCUUCACAUGUCCAUCACCACUCCACUUCAAAGCCCAGGGAACAUUGAAGAAGCCGUCAUGUGGCUAGCAUACUCCUCGUUUGCUGUGAAUCCAUUCUUCUAUGGUCUUCUAAACCGACAGAUCCGCGAGGAACUGAUAAAACUGAGAAAAUGUUGUUCCCGUAGACCAAUUGAACUUCGAGCCUCCAGUCACGAAGGUUCCAUCCAGGAAAACUUUCUUCAGUUUCUGCAGAGGACCAGCAGCACGGCUGAGACCACUAGGCCCAGUUGUGGCAAUUCCAGUCCGAGGAAUACUUUGGACCAGGGUUCCAGGUUACCUGGCCAGAUUCCUGAGGAUUGACUGGGAAAACGAUGCCACUAGCCAAAUCAAGACUUAGGAAGUUUUGUUUUUAAUAAGAAGGGCAUUCAUUCAAUGUUAAACCCAUGCAAAAUCAGAUCUAAAUGCUCUUUGGACCAGUGUAAUCUAUGUAUCCAUAAUUUGUUGUUUUGUUUCCCAUAGAUCAGUGGCAACAGUAAGUAUUUAUGAUGUUUAAAUAUCAAAUUUCACAACUUUUGUUGCAUAUUCAUUAAUUUCUGAAAAAGUGU